This is a messenger RNA of Neohortaea acidophila, 1200 nucleotides long. RefSeq lists its product as uncharacterized. Bases 1 to 1200 code for a protein of 399 amino acids. Gene Ontology annotation, biological process: actin cytoskeleton organization. The record is from RefSeq and is a predicted model, not a curated record. The transcript has a single exon. Gene Ontology annotation, molecular function: actin binding. Lineage: Eukaryota; Fungi; Ascomycota; Dothideomycetes; Mycosphaerellales; Teratosphaeriaceae.
AUGGACAGCCCACCAACCUCACCAACGCCAAUACAGAGCAGAGCAAAGGCGGCUCCCACCCUUUCGCCAGCAGCGCAACAGCUCGCUGCAGUAUCCGACAGGGACCUCAACAAAGGCAUGAAGUCGCGCCUGCGAAGAGCCUUCUCGUUCGGAAGCGCGCAAGAACUACGGCGUGCCGGUGUGGACACUACCCAACCCGAUGCGCAGCUUACCAGACAACAACAUCAACAACAAAUCGACGAUGAGCUGGAUGCAGAGCAGAUGGAGAUUGCACGAAGGCAAGAGGCUGCCGGUAUUGGUGCCGGCAUUUACUCCGGUCAAGGCGGGUUUGCAGGCUCCACCGACAACCUUUCCAUUUCCUCUACUGCAUCCUCCGCCUCAAUGAUGCUGAGGAAGAUGGGACGCGGGGCGAAGAAGAGUGCUAAGAGCAUCAAGGGUCUCUUCCGGCCGAAAUCUGUCGUGGGAGUUCCUGCAGCCGAUGGUCCCAUCGCAUCUGUCGAGCCCACUGUCGGGCAGGUAUCAAUGGUUACGGUCGAAGCAGAGCGGCGCCUUGUGAACGUCAAUGCACAUGCAGACGAGCACACAGAUGGGGGCACCAGCUUCCCCAAACUCGAGAGGAACUCGCUGGAGUCCGCAGUCGCCGGCGUGCUGGCUGAGCAGGGCUCCCCGAAACGGUCCGAGGCCGAGUUGAGGCGCAGUGUAAUCGGAAAUGACAAGGACCGCGCCGAGGUGCUCGCAGCCGUCCGAAAAGGCAUCCUCAAGCGCUCCGGCACCGCAUCGCCCACUGCAUCGCCCGUCGUCAUGCCCAGUGACGCCGCCGGUGGGUUACCGUCCGUCCCGCAGCUCACCGACAGUCCUCCCGCGAGCAGCGUCCCCAGCAAGCCGAGAGAAGCCUACCAGAAUCGGAGCUCGUCUGCCCCGGCGGUGAACGGAGAUUACUUCAACACCCGCAUGGGCGUGGCGAAGAGCAUGCCGAGCACGCCUAAUGGGAGCGUGCGAUCCAUCAGCUUCAGCCCGCGCAUUCAAUUCCACGAUGCGUGGUCGAGCACGGAGUACGAUCGGCGAGGCGAGAUUGCGACGUGCAAUCGCCUCACGCCGUUGUUGGCUCAGCAGAUUAAGGAGGAAUUGAAUACCUUCAAGAUGGUGAGCUCCCUCCUGCGUCGUCCUGUCGAUGUUUUACUAACGUAUGCGUCCCAAUAG